UGCCCCUCCGUCAUCCUUGACAUUGUCGUGUAUCGAGAAUCCUUGACUUUUUACACAUCCUUUCUAAAGAAGCGGCGAGAACGAAUCAUACUAAGAUAUGUCUGACCCGAUCCACUCUACCGGCCGUGGUGGUGCUGGCAAUAUCGGCCCUGAUACUACUGCCUACACGGACGGAGGCAUCAUUCGCGAAGGCGUCCAAGGCGAGUCUGCGGAUGGCGCCUACUCUACCGGCCGCGGCGGCACCGGCAACAUAGGCAUGUCGCCCCGACUCAAUCCUCAAGAAGGAAUCCCGCGCCGCUCUCAGGACAUUAUCCCCGAGACGGCACUGCGCGAACACCAGGAGAACUUCCACACAGGCAGGGGAGGCGAAGGCAACAUCCACAAGGACAAAUACGGCGGUCACAGCCACUCCCCCGACCGCAAGGGCGUCGUGGACAAAGUCAAGCAUGUGCUCCAUCUGGACAAGGAUAAGAAGCCCGCGUCCCCGUUAGCCAGCGAGUCUAAGGACUAAGUGCUCUCUUUCUGUAUCCGUAUGUAUCACGGUCGUGUGUGUGACCCGGGAGAAUUAAUGGAUGGCUUGGCUUGGCGUAUAGAUAGGGUGAUUGUCUAGAGAUGAUACCAUUGAAGGCUGAAGCAGUUUCUCAGGGGGACAGUGAGAAACAGCCUAUGUUUUGUUUUAUCAAAUGUGUGUUUUAUGUGCCCC
Messenger RNA from Lindgomyces ingoldianus, 703 nucleotides. RefSeq lists its product as uncharacterized. Lineage: Eukaryota; Fungi; Ascomycota; Dothideomycetes; Pleosporales; Lindgomycetaceae. The coding region runs from base 98 to 511 and encodes 137 amino acids. The record is from RefSeq and is a predicted model, not a curated record. The transcript has 5 exons.